Coffea arabica (coffee) is the source of this 1082-nucleotide messenger RNA. RefSeq lists its product as uncharacterized. The record is from RefSeq and is a predicted model, not a curated record. Gene Ontology annotation, cellular component: mitochondrion. Lineage: Eukaryota; Viridiplantae; Streptophyta; Magnoliopsida; Gentianales; Rubiaceae.
UUUAGUAAUUAUGAUCAGGCUACGACAUCGUAUACUACUAUUUACGCUCGCCCGAGAAGACCUUUUCCCCUCCCUCAAGAAUUUUCCAAAACCCUACUGCAACGACACUGCCUAUUCUACUGUGUCCCCAUCCCAAAACCCUCCAACUUCCAAAACCCUCCAUCUGAUUCAUUGAUUGUAAGAAAAGGAAAAAGAAAGAAGAGUUUGGGACAUGGCAGGAGGGAGAUUUAGGGAACUGUUGAGGAAGUACGGAAAGGUCGGAUUGGGUGUCCACUUUUCUGUAUCUGCGGCUUCCAUCACCGGGCUGUACGUGGCGAUUAAGAAUAACGUCGACGUGCAGGCCUUGUUCGAAAAGGUCGGCGUGCAGGCCCCGUCCAAAGGAGGAGGAGGAGCAGAACCCGGAGGAGACCAAGAUCUCAAUACCAACCCCGAGACUUCCACCACCACCUCCACAGAUGGGUUCGUCGUGGAGGAGGAGUUCAAGAAGAGGAAUCGGACUGCCGAGCUGGCGGCAUCCAGUGGUGGGGCACUGGCUCUGGCAUUGCUGCUUAACAAGGCUCUGUUUCCUAUAAGGGUUCCCAUCACCCUCGCUCUUACACCUCCCGUGGCCAGGUUUCUCAGGAGCCGACAAAUUAUCAAGAACGGUCUAUAAGUUUUUCACUACUUUACCUUUUUAUUUUUGCAAAUCCUUCCCCCUCCCCCCCCCCUCCUUCUCCUUCUUGCCCCUAAUGGCAGGCUGGGGCCGGGGCUGUGGCUGGGGGGAGAGUCAUCAGAGUUCUUGUCUUGAUGCUAUUUGCUUGAUAUUGGGUUCGGGUUUGCAAGUUGUGAUUUUGAGUCACAUUGCUGAGGAGACCAUUAUGACGGAGAUAAAGGAACAUCUGUGAAUUACUGCUAUUACAUACUACUAGUAUUUAUAUAUGGUUCUGCAAUUUGUGUAAUUUCUCUGGAAUUUUGGUCUUUACGAAUUUUUGGGGCUGAGACUGAGGAUUCAUUCAUUAGCCUUUGUUACUAAAAGGUGAGCCUGUCAACAGAAGUUCAUGUUAAAAUCUUCAAACACUCCUUAAAAAUCAAUAAACGCAAAA